This is a messenger RNA of Mauremys reevesii (Reeves's turtle), 1879 nucleotides long. It is a transcript of the gene SLC30A1, whose product is annotated as solute carrier family 30 member 1. The record is from RefSeq and is a predicted model, not a curated record. The transcript is spliced from 2 exons. Gene Ontology annotation, molecular function: calcium channel inhibitor activity; zinc ion transmembrane transporter activity. Gene Ontology annotation, biological process: zinc ion transmembrane transport; intracellular zinc ion homeostasis; detoxification of zinc ion. The coding region runs from base 128 to 1636 and encodes 502 amino acids. NCBI's taxonomy places the organism in Eukaryota, Metazoa, Chordata, Testudines, Geoemydidae. Gene Ontology annotation, cellular component: Golgi apparatus; membrane; endoplasmic reticulum.
GCUCGCAGCCGCGCGGCGCCCUCCCGUGGGGUCCCCCCCCCGGCCUCCCCCCCCCCGCAGCCGGCAGCGCCGAGUCCCGGUCAGGGCGGCCAGCCGCCGCCGCUCCCCGCCGGGGCGGACCGCGAGGAUGGCGGACAACGGGACGGGCGAGCCCCGGCAGCCCCGCUACCGGCGGGUGCGGCUGAUGUGCAUGCUGGCGCUCACCUUCCUCUUCUUCGUGGUGGAGGUGGUGGUGAGCCGGGUCACCGCCUCGCUGGCCAUGCUCUCGGACUCCUUCCACAUGCUGUCCGACGUCAUGGCCCUGGUGGUGGCCCUGGUGGCCGUGCGCUUCGCCCAGCGCACCCGCGCCACCCACAAGAACACCUUCGGCUGGGUGCGGGCCGAGGUGAUGGGCGCCUUGGUCAACGCCGUCUUCCUCACCGCCCUCUGCUUCACCAUCCUGCUGGAGGCCAUCGAGCGCUUCACCGAGCCCCACGAGAUCCAGCAGCCGCUCGUGGUGAUCGGCGUGGGAGCGGCGGGGCUCCUCGUCAACCUGCUGGGGCUCUGCCUCUUCCACCAGCACGGAGGCGGGGGGCACGGGCACUCCCACGGCGGCAGCCAGCACCACCGCAGCGGCAGCCGCACCAAGCUGGAGCGCUCUUCGGGGGACGGUGAUGCUGGGCUGCGCAAGGAGGAGACCAACACGCUGGUGGAGAAUUGCGGCAGCACCAAUGGAGUCAACCAGGAGAAGCUAGGUGAUGGCAAGGCGGAACUACAAGCAAAUGGGAGCAUUGGUCCUAACUCUCUGGACGUUGAGGUUGAAGAAGACUCCAGUGGACAGCUUAACAUGCGUGGAGUUUUUCUGCAUGUGCUUGGAGAUGCCUUGGGUUCAGUGAUUGUGGUGGUGAAUGCCUCGGUCUUUUACUUUUAUUGGAAUCCAUGCCCCAAAGAUGGGCCCUGUUUUAAUCCAUGUGUCAAUAGUCAUUGCAUAGAAAAUGCUACUGUAGCCCCACCGCUUGACAAUGCUGAUCUGCUCUCACAAGAGGGUAUUCAUGUAGCUGGUCCCUGCUGGGUGCUGUAUUUAGAUCCCGCUCUUUGUCUGAUAAUGGUUUGUAUACUCCUUUACACAACUUAUCCAUUGCUUAAGGAAUCUGCCCUUAUCCUUUUGCAAACUGUUCCCAAACAAAUUGAUAUUUAUUCUUUGAACUUGAAACUACGUAAACUUGAAGGAGUUGAAGCAGUCCAUGAACUACAUGUUUGGCAGCUGGCAGGCAGCAGGAUCAUUGGUACUGCUCACAUAAAAUGUCAUGACCCUGCAUCAUACAUGAAAGUGGCAAAGCACAUUAAAGAGAUUUUUCAUGAUGAAGGGAUCCAUGCCACUACAAUUCAGCCUGAGUUUUCCAGUGUAGGCUCUGAAUCGGGUGUUGGCAAAUGUGAGUUUCCCUGCAGAACUCAGUGUGCUCUGAAGCAGUGUUGUGGGACAGCAGAAGGCAGUACUGAAAAGAAGACAAAGACCUCUUCAAUUGCUAUUUCAUGCUCAGAAAUAAUCAUUGACUCUCCGCACCACAAAACUAGGAGGACUAAAUCUGAAAAUAUACCUGCUGUUAGGCUAGAGGCAGACGAUGACCCAGACACGCAAUUUGAAUCAUCCUUGUAAUCCCCAGGGUUGUGCUGUUUGAGUUUUGAUGGCUUCAACUACAGCUUUAUUGUGAGGAGAAGGGACUGAUAUUUGAGAUGCAAGUUUGUCAAGCAGUGUAAUUGCUGAAGUCCCUAUUCUUGUCACAUUGCUAAAUCUAGAAUGCUUGUUUUAAAGAACAUAAUAGCAUUGUCAUGAAACAAUGUGUUUGUGUUGACUUUGUAAUGAGUGGCACCAAAAGAGUGCCAAUGCUUGAAAAAAAAA